Molecule: messenger RNA, 1230 nt
Organism: Linum trigynum
Lineage: Eukaryota; Viridiplantae; Streptophyta; Magnoliopsida; Malpighiales; Linaceae
Source: the annotation of a GenBank genome assembly
GACGUGAUAUCUGACGUGGAAAUUUAAAUUCAAUUUUGAUUAAAAACAAAGUAAACAUAACAAAAUAAAAAAGGGAAAUGGGUAAUUUCUUCGUUUUCACCUCAGUUCUUUCAAUUCCUCUGUCUUGGGCUCGCACAAGCACAAUCGCCAGCCACUCUGCUUCUUCCAACGAAUAGGCGGAGAUAUAUCAUCAGAAGCAGAGGGGUCACUAAGCUUUGACCUUGACCUUUCUCUGGCGGCGAUGGAGGAGUUAGGAGGAGAUAGAGAGGGAGGGCAGGCGAGUGGCAGAUCUGAGUGAACGGCAACGAUGGAUGCAGAUCUACCUCUGGUGGCGACGAAGGAGGUGAGAGGCAGUGGAGGUCACAAGCGAAUCAUCACCAUCUAUGAAGCAAAGCCGUCGCCACCCGAAACUCCUCCCGCUGCUUCUUCGUCUUCUCUCCUCCUUACUUCUGCCGUCACCCAGAUCCAGUCCGAAUACGCAGUCCGUGCAUCGUCGAAGAUACUACACCAACUACUCCAUUGCAAAAAAAUGCCCAAAAAAUGAAGAAAAAAAAAUCUCCCUAGAACCCAAUCCUCAAUCUCUGCAUUCUGUCCUGGAAUUCUCCAACUCUAAUUAGGAUUUCCCCUCGACUAAUUGCAGAUUGAGUUGUUCUGUCGAUUGAGAGCUCUAGAUUGCAUAUCCACCCACAUUUUCCUUCUCGUGACACCGACGCACUGGAUUCCAUCGUGCUGCUGACGAGGCAGGCGGGUCGAUUUUGUGAGGAGGUUCCGAUGUGGAGCGUGACACCGGCGCACCGGAAUCUAUUUCUGUCGGAGAAGGAGACCAGAGUAAUCUGACUAAAUAAUUUUGUAUUUUUAUUUCUAAUAAUUUGGUAUUUUUCUUAUUUUAAUUAUGAUUGUAAAAAAUUAAUGACAUGUCAAUGAUAUGUGCAUGUCACAUUCUUGCCACGUAGACCUGGCAAUCGGGUCGGGUUGGGGAUUUUGGUUACAGGUCGGGUCAUAUUUAAUUGGCUAAUUUCGGGUCAAAUAUUGACCCAACCCAUUCGGUUUUGGGUCGGGUUACAGGUCAUUUCGGGUUAUGAGCAUUCUCAGAAAAAAUAUCAAACAUGCUUCAUAUUUUCUUAAAGAACACAAAUUUUCACAUAUGCAUGGCAAAAGUUUACUUAACACAUGUCAAUUAACAUAUUCUCAAAUCCUUCCAUGCUAAUGAAAUGAAAUACAAAUUGCGCA